GGCAUUCUCUGUGGAAAUCUGACUGUGCAAGAGAAAAGAAAAGUGAGCUGGUAUCUGCCGGUUCAUAUCGAUGCAUUGGGCGUCCAGCUGAGAUGCCGCGACGCUGACGGUCCUGCCCCGUCUGUCGAACCGGACCAAUGAUGAUAAUGAAGAUGAUAAUGUCCACACGGCGCGUGUUGCGCUAAAUCACCACUACCGGACCCUUACGAGACACUCCACUCUGAUCCGCGCUCAUUCAAACUUCAGAUGAACUGCCUUCACUCUGCACUGACCAGUAAAAUGAAUUGGAUCACGCUCCUGCUGGCCGGCUUGACUUUUUGGGGCAAAGUGUCCUUGCACAGCUGCUUAGAUUAUGAUGACAGUUAUGAUUAUUAUGAAGAGGAUAAAACAGAAACGAUAGACUACAAGGAUCCCUGCAAAGCUGCUGUAUUUUGGGGAGAUAUUGCCUUGGAUGAAGAGGACUUGAAAAUGUUUCAGAUCGAUGGAACGAUAGAGCUUUCACAGCAGUCACAUGGGAGACAGGGACACACGUCGGGUGGUCUAGGAGAGCAUAAUCCCAGUAAGAAGAGAGGUUCCUUAUAUCUGUUGCUAGACAGAAUACGACAGUUAGGUUUUGAGUCGUGGCCGGUGAACAGCAGUAAAGAUGUGUCGAGCUCCAAAGCUGGAGGGAAGAGAGUAAACAGCGGCAGAGGUGUGAAGUCUCGAGUGCCACGUGCUGCCACAUCCCGAGCUGAGAAGAUCUGGCCCGGAGGUGUCAUCCCUUACGUCAUAGGAGGCAACUUCACCGGAAGUCAGAGGGCCAUGUUAAAGCAAGCAAUGAGACACUGGGAGAAACAGACAUGUGUGACUUUCAUCGAGAAAACUGAUGAGGAGAGCUACAUCGUCUUCACCUACAGACCCUGCGGGUGUUGCUCUUAUGUCGGCCGUCGUGGUAAUGGUCCCCAGGCAAUAUCCAUUGGGAAGAACUGUGACAAGUUUGGCAUUGUCGUUCACGAACUUGGACACGUAAUUGGCUUUUGGCACGAGCACACACGACCUGACCGUGACGAUCAUGUGACCAUCAUUCGGGACAACAUCCAGCCAGGUCAGGAGUAUAACUUCAUUAAGAUGGAACCAGGGGAUGUCAACUCUCUUGGUGAGCCGUAUGAUUUUGACAGCAUCAUGCAUUAUGCCAGAAACACUUUCUCCAGAGGAAUGUUUUUGGACACGAUUCUUCCCUCUCGUGAUGAGAAUGGUGUCAGGCCUGCUAUCGGUCAGAGAACUAGACUCAGCAAAGGAGAUAUAUCCCAAGCCAAGAAGCUAUACAGAUGUCCAGCAUGCGGUGAAACACUGCAGGACUCAGUGGGGAAUUUCUCAUCUCCAGGAUAUCCUAAUGGAUACCCAUCAUAUACACACUGUGUAUGGAGGAUCUCCGUCACACCUGGGGAGAAGAUAGUGUUAAACUUCACCACUAUGGACCUCUACAAGAGCAGCCUGUGCUGGUAUGACUACAUUGAGGUUCGUGACGGAUACUGGAGGAAAGCGCCAUUGCUGGGUCGCUUCUGUGGUGAUAAAAUUCCAGAAGUGUUGGUCUCUACCAACAGUCGGAUGUGGAUUGAAUUCCGCAGUAGCAGCAACUGGGUUGGAAAGGGAUUUGCAGCAGUCUAUGAAGCAAUAUGUGGAGGGGAGAUCAGUAAGGACUCUGGACAGAUUCAGUCUCCAAACUAUCCAGAUGACUACCGUCCAUCUAAGGAAUGUGUGUGGAGGAUCACAGUGUCUGAGGGCUACAGCGUGGGCUUGAGCUUUCAGGUCUUUGAGAUCGAGAGGCAUGACAGCUGUGCAUAUGACUACCUAGAAGUUAGAGAUGGACUAACUGAGAACAGCCCUCUGAUUGGUCGAUUCUGUGGCUAUGAUAAACCUGAAGAUAUCCGUUCCACCUCUAACACCCUCUGGAUGAAAUUUGUCUCUGAUGGGACAGUUAAUAAAGCAGGCUUUGCUGCAAACUUCUUCAAAGAGGAAGACGAGUGUCUGAAGCCAGAUAAUGGGGGCUGCGAACAGAGAUGUGUUAACACAUUAGGAAGCUUCAAAUGUGCCUGUGAUCCUGGAUAUGAACUGGCCCCUGACAAGAAGAGCUGUGAAGCUGCAUGUGGUGGCUUGCUGACUAAGUUGAACGGCACAAUUACUACCCCAGGUUGGCCUAAGGAAUACCCUCCCAAUAAGAACUGUGUGUGGCAAGUGGUGGCUCCCACUCAGUACCGCAUAUCCAUGCAGUUUGAAACCUUUGAACUAGAGGGAAAUGAGGUGUGCAAGUAUGACUAUGUUGAAGUGCGGAGCGGUUUGUCAUCUGAUUCGAAGCUUCAUGGGAAAUACUGCGGUACGGAGGUUCCUGAGGUUAUCACCUCCCAGUACAACAACAUGCGAAUCGAGUUCAAAUCCGACAACACAGUCUCCAAGAAAGGCUUCAAAGCUCAUUUCUUCUCCGAUAAAGAUGAAUGUUCAAAGGAUAACGGUGGAUGCCAGCAUGAGUGUAUUAACACUAUUGGCAGCUAUGUGUGCCAGUGCCGCAACGGCUUUAUUCUUCAUGAGAACAAACAUGACUGCAAGGAAGCUGAGUGUGAGCACAAGAUUCACAGCACAAGUGGAACCAUCAGCAGUCCGAACUGGCCUGACAAAUACCCCAGCAGGAAGGAGUGCACAUGGGACAUCACUGCAACCCCAGGCCACCGGGUCAAGAUUUCUUUUAAUGAGUUCGAGAUUGAGCAGCACCAAGAAUGCGCAUAUGAUCACCUGGAGGCCUUUGACGGCGACUCGGACAAGACGCCUAUCCUGAGCCGUCUGUGUGGCAGUAAGAUUCCAGAACCGCUCAUUUCCACAGGCAACAAGAUGUACCUGCGCUUCAUCUCCGACGCCUCAGUGCAAAGGAAAGGCUUCCAGGCCACUCAUUCCACUGAAUGUGGCGGUAGGUUAAAAGCAGAAGCACGGCAGAAGAACCUGUAUUCUCAUGCUCAGUUUGGGGAUAAUAACUACCCCGGCCACACCGACUGCGAGUGGCUCAUAAUGGCAGAGUCGGGUUAUGGCAUCGAGCUCACCUUCACCACCUUUGAGGUAGAGGAGGAGGCCGACUGCGGGUACGACUACAUCGAACUUUACGAUGGUUACGACACUGGAGCGCACAAACUCGGACGCUUUUGUGGAUCUGGGCCUCGUGAGGAGCUUUACUCUGCUAGCGAUGCAGUGUUGAUUCAUUUCCACUCUGAUGACACAAUCAGUAAGAAAGGCUUCCAUAUCCGCUAUACUAGCACAAAGUUUCAGGAGGCACUACACACACGCAAGUAACAUCUCCCCGAGAGGUGAAAGAGACUCCAGAGAGACUAAGUACAGGGAUAAAAUUUUACAAGGAGAAACAGACUCCAGAGAACUAUUGAGAUUGAUUUAUGUCAAUGAGAAAACCUGCCGUGAUGUUUCCUGCAUUGGAUUUGCCUCUUUAUGUUCAGCCACUACGGAAGUGCUGUCAUACUGACCCUAAACUCCAAUCAGCUGCUCUUAUGUGUAGGAUAGCUCCGCCCACUGGAGUGGUAUCCUGCGCUCUCUGACUGGACCAGUGUAGUAAAUCAACCCCUGGAAAAAAACACACACUCAUAUACAAAAGUUUUGUUGGCUCACCAUUCUUCAGAUAAGCCAGUUAUAUAUAGAGUUGCACACUGAAACUAAGACACAAUGACAAUAAGACAACAAGGAACUGCUAUUGUGUGUGUGUGCAUUUUGCUCUGGACAGCAUGGACAGUUUGGCUGCUGAUGCCACACCACACUGUACCUCAAAUAAACUAUGUGUGUAUGUGGAUGUGUGUGUUUGAGAGAGAGAGAGAGAGAGAGAGAGAGAGGCCUUCAAAU
Molecule: messenger RNA, 3870 nt
Organism: Sinocyclocheilus rhinocerous
Lineage: Eukaryota; Metazoa; Chordata; Actinopteri; Cypriniformes; Cyprinidae
Gene: tll1
Product: tolloid-like 1
Exons: 22
Coding region: 247-3315 (1022 amino acids)
Biological process (GO): proteolysis
Molecular function (GO): zinc ion binding; calcium ion binding; metalloendopeptidase activity
Source: RefSeq, a predicted model, not a curated record